Messenger RNA from Pseudozyma hubeiensis SY62, 1839 nucleotides. Its product is annotated as alpha-1,3-glucan synthase Ags1. The record is from RefSeq and is a predicted model, not a curated record. NCBI's taxonomy places the organism in Eukaryota, Fungi, Basidiomycota, Ustilaginomycetes, Ustilaginales, Ustilaginaceae. The transcript is spliced from 3 exons. Bases 1 to 1839 code for a protein of 612 amino acids.
AUGGCAGAUGCAGUCGACACGAAAAAACCUAGGGACAGCUCCCGGCCUAUUUGCCGGACGGUUGACCUCAAAGUCGGCGACGAAUGUGGAUCAAGGACCGAACAGAUCCACAGGACCGAGUCUCUUGUCUUGAUCGUCCAGAAACUGUCUCAGGGAACAACCUUCGAGCGCUCUAGGAAAAGUGACUCCGACUCGUCUUGUGGCUCGUGUCGGCGCUGUGCGUGCUCAAAGGCAAUCUUCGAAAGGGCAAAAAUGCCGGUGCUAUCGAAGACCGGUGCCGGUGCUGAGCAGCGGCCCUGGACCGACGGUCAGAGAUGCAUGUUUGUGGGACAGAAAAUUGCCGACAACACCAAGGGUGACUGUGUAGGAGCAGCGGCCACAGCCAAUUCAUGCCGCGGCUAUCUGGCGGAGUGCAAAAACACGAUCAGAUCUCCGGCACAAGUCCGGCAACGUUCUGCGGGUCAGCCCCCACCGGCCAUUCUCCAAUCAAAGAUUCCCAUGAGGAGAACCCAUGCCAAGCUGGACUCGUUGACCGUCCGCGAUACGCAGCAAUGCUCCUGUAUGCGUCCGGAAACCAAACAUCUCGAGGAUGGAGGUGGUAUGACCCUGCCCCCUUCGCAGCCUAGAUCACGUUCUCUCCCAUAUCCCCGUCGUGCCAUCAUUGCUACCGUCUUCCAUCUUGUCAACGCAACAUUUCGGUCUGAACAGCCUCGGAAUCUCUCAGGACCACCUUCAACAACCUGCUAUGUGUCUUCGCCUCAUAGACCUUUUUCCCAUAGACGGCAAGAACACAACGGAUCACACAUAGACGACUAUCAUUCUUCGUCACUACAUCGCGUGACUGCACACCACUUUCUACGCAUUCUCAGCGCCAAGCUUGUCCGCAUGAAGCUCGAUCACACGCCCUUUGGCGCACUGCGCGAAAAGGGUCGCUCACUUCGCCGCAAGGGCGACCGCACACGUAUCCAAGCCUCGUCCACCGUUGCCUGCGACGGAUCGCUGACAUCACCUAAGCUCUCUCAGCACCGCCUAUCGCACGAGGACUUGCCAGCGUCGUCGCGCACAUCCAGUGUCGAGCAUGUUGGUCACCACAACCAUCACCUGCACCAUCACGAGGACUUUUCGAACAACAGUCCGGUUCUUCUGCGCGGCGACAAGGAGCUGCACGAUCCCAAUUUCGUUCGCCACAAUUGGGAGAUGAUGUCGGGCGAUUCGAUCUUCCCGGACAACCAGCUUCACAUCGGACGCAGCGCAUCGCCCAGGCUUACGAGCCGACGUAGCACUCUUUCAUCCCGCACAAGCUCGCGUCCAUCUUCUCGUUCGGGCAGCGAAACGGGCGGUCACCACACGCCCACCUUUGGCCUCGGUGUCGGCGCCUUUUCGGGCCUCUCGAGCUACGCCCAAGGCGGAUCGAUGGGUCGUGCCAGCGGUGCUCGCGCCUCGUCUUCCAACCGCGGGCUGCAGGUUGAAGGCUCCAUCCUGCGUGAUGAGGAGGCCAUCCUUGAUAGCGACGAUGGCAGCAGCGACGAUGACGACGACGACGACUACCAAGACGAAAGGUACUCUUCUCAUCAUCUCCAGCUGCCUUCCUCGCGACGCAGCAGUCCUUCGUCGGGACAAGUCUCACUCCCACCACGAUCACCCCUGUCGAGCGCCCCCGUCUCGCCUCUCCUCUCGCAUGCUCUCGAGCAGCAACAGGCGGCCGCAUUCCAGCGUCGUCGCCACUGGACCGUUGCAGAGGGUAGCAAGGCCUCGAAUGGAGCCCGUCUCCACGUCAUGUCCACACAGAUGCCUCGAGGCGCUGCUGCCGCCACUCUCAGCUUCUCUCAACCUGCAUAA